Strongylus vulgaris is the source of this 407-nucleotide messenger RNA. Lineage: Eukaryota; Metazoa; Nematoda; Chromadorea; Rhabditida; Strongylidae. The record is from the annotation of a GenBank genome assembly.
AUGGUACAUCUUCCGGAGGAUGCUCCUUCGCCAAGGCUUUGCUUGGUGGAGAAACUAUCACCUGAACAGGAAUAUGGCUACAAUCUACAUGCUGAAAAGGGACGUGGUCAGUAUGUUGGAAUGGUUGAUAAGGUCGUCGAACGAAUCAAAGAGAACGCUUUACGUUGCGAAAUGUUAGUGAUUUCUGAGGAGGGGGCUCGGUGGUAUCAAGAACACGGGAUCGAGAUCAACUUACAAUUACCAAAUAUACAAAAAGUCGGAGGACAGACGAGUCGACGAGGAACUCAAGCAAAUGGAAGCCCUCCACCUGCUGCUGGCUGGUAUGCGCCAAGUAACAAGGUUGGUGAUUAUUUAUCAUAUAGACUGAAAGCAUUUUUCAACUUUAGCACUCCAAGGACCCCUUAAAA